AUCGAUGUCCAAAUAAUGUGGUUGUAAAGUCGCUUGCUGUAAUUCAAAAUGUGUGGUGUGUGUGUAAGUUUUUGCGGCGUGUCAUGGAAGCGAUGUGAAAAAGUCCUUUUGGAAGUGUUUUAUUUUUAAGAUACUUGUUAAAUAACUUCCAAUUUAAUAAUGGUGGAACAAAAAACGAGUAAAAAGGCCGUAGCUGCCCCUAAAAAACCUGCUGCUGAAGCCGUCAAGAAACCAGCAGCCACUCCAAAAAAGUCCUACGCUAAGAAAUCCAAGAGCUUAGCUUACGGUAAAGUCAAGUUCCAAGCUUUCCUCUUCCGCGGUAAAUGGAGAUUCAUCAACAAGGCUGAGGCCGAUAAAGAGAAAAAUAAGAAGUUAGCCAAAGUAGCCAAGCUUAAAGAACAAGGCAAACAAAUCAAGGAAAAGAAGAAACCCAGACCAUCGAUCGUAGAGAAACCGAUUAAAGGUGAAAAGAACGGUGAAAGUCGUAAAAUCCACCUCAGAAGAAAGAACUACUAUCCCAGCACCAAGAAACCGAAUGCUCACCGUGCUCGUGGACUUUACCGGCUACACGCCAGAAAUUUCCGUUCAAGUUUGACCCCUGGUACCGUGCUCAUCUUAUUAGCUGGAGUCAACAAAGGCAAACGUGUUGUUUUAUUGAAGACCUUGAGCAGCGGUUUAUUAUUGGUAACCGGACCUUACCUGUUGAACGGUGUACCUUUACGUAGAGUUCAACCAUGUCACGUAAUCGGUACCAAGACGAAAUUGGACGUAAGCGGUGUCAAAUUGCCCGAAAAAAUGAACGAUAAAUUCUUCAAACGUGUUGUCGAAAAGAGGAAAGUUAAGAAAGGAGACAAGACUAUUUUCGUUCCGAAGAAAAAAUCGUACCAGCCUAACGCCGAAAGAAAAGAAUUCCAAAAGACCGUAGACCAACAAGUUUUAGAUAUUAUCAAGAAACAUCCCGACAAGAAAACAUUGCUCGCUUAUCUAUCAGCUAUGUUCGGUCUAAAGAAUAAUCAAUACCCUCAUCGUAUGCAGUUUUAAUGUAUAUUUAUUUUGUUCUCCAUCGUUUGAUAAAUAAAAAAUUUUGGAAAAA
Planococcus citri (citrus mealybug) is the source of this 1093-nucleotide messenger RNA. It is a transcript of the gene RpL6, whose product is annotated as ribosomal protein L6. Bases 160 to 1041 code for a protein of 293 amino acids. The transcript is spliced from 5 exons. NCBI's taxonomy places the organism in Eukaryota, Metazoa, Arthropoda, Insecta, Hemiptera, Pseudococcidae. The record is from RefSeq and is a predicted model, not a curated record. Gene Ontology annotation, molecular function: RNA binding; structural constituent of ribosome. Gene Ontology annotation, biological process: ribosomal large subunit assembly; cytoplasmic translation. Gene Ontology annotation, cellular component: cytosolic large ribosomal subunit; ribosome.